CACAGCGGGGAGGCUGCCUGGGGCAGGGAGCGGAGGCAGGUGCGGGCGCUCCGCAGUCACCGCCGGGCUGGGAGCAGCGCAGGGAGCAGCGGGCAGAUUCUACCCAAAGUGAUUUACUUCUGCAAGUCUAAGAACCAUACAACAGAAUAACACAAUGAAGGAUGAUUUCAUAAAUUACAUAGAAAAGAAACCACCUAAUCCUAAAUCUGCAAGUAAUGGCUAUGACAAUCCUGCUUUCCAACAUGAUGAAAAACCUGAGCAAAAUGACCAGUUACAGAAGAACAAGAAAAAAAAGAAAAAUGAGGAGUCAAAGGAAAAGAUGGUUGGCAUUUUGAAAUUGUUUGCGUAUGCCGAUUGGCUGGAUAUCAUUUUGAUGAUAAUAGGUUUGAUUGCAGCUGUUGCAAAUGGAACAGGGCUGCCACUUAUUAUCGUUGUCUUUGGAGAGAUGACAAACAGCUUUGUGACGAUUGGCCAAGCAGUAAAUAUGUCUUCAGUUAAUCUUUCAGCUGUGAUGAAUAGUAGCUCUACUUGUCCAGCAAUUCCAGGUUUGGAUAUAGAAGCUGAAAUGACCAGGUUUGCCUACUACUAUGCGGGUAUUGGCUUUGCUGUAGUGAUACUGAGCACCAUCCAAGUCUGGACAUUUUUGACCUCAGCUGCAAGACAGACUGCAAGAAUCCGACAAAAGUUUUUUUUCGCCAUACUUCACCAGGAGAUGGCUUGGUUUGAUACCAGCGAGAUUGGAACGUUGAACACCCGGCUGACGGAUGACAUUAACACCAUCCACGAAGGCAUCGGAGACAAGAUCUGUAUAUUUGUACAAUUCUUUACCACGUUUCUGACAGGGAUUGUUAUAGGAUUCGUCUACGGGUGGAAACUGACCUUAGUGAUUUUGUCAGUUAGCCCUCUCCUUGCUGCAGCAGCAGCAGUUGGAUCAAUCUUCCUGGCAUCAUUCACUACAAAAGAGCUGUGUGCUUAUGCUAGAGCAGGAGCUGUGGCAGAAGAAAUUUUGACUUCUAUCAGAACAGUUGUUGCUUUCAAUGGACAGAUGAAGGCAUUAGCAAAAUAUGAUGUUAACCUAGAGAAUGCUAGGAAAGUUGGAGUAAAAAAAUCCAUUACCACCUAUACAUCUUUGGGUUUCACAGAGUUUAUUUUAUUUGGAGCCUAUGCUCUUGCAUUUUGGUAUGGAACCAAACUCACAGUGGAGGAGAAAGAGAAUUAUGACAUCGGACGUGUGCUAAUUGUAUUCUUCUCUGUGCUCCUUGGCGCAUUCUCUCUCGGACAGGGCUCCCCACACUUGGAGAGUGUUGCCAAUGCUCGAGGUGCUGCCUAUGAGGUGUACAAGGUUAUCAGUAAGCACCGUCUUAUAGAUAGCAGUGCCAAGGAAGGAUACAGACCAGAUAAGUUCAAAGGAGAGAUUGAAUUCAAAAACAUCCAUUUCAGUUACCCAUCUAGACCUGAUGUUAAAAUUCUCAAAGGCCUGAACCUGAAAGUUCAGUCGGGGAAGACCAUCGCUCUGGUUGGCUCCAGUGGCUGUGGCAAAAGUACUGCUAUUCAGCUGCUACAGAGAUUCUAUGAUCCAGUCCAAGGAGAGAUUACCUUAGAUGGACGAGAUAUUCGAACACUUAAUAUAAAAUGGCUAAGAGAACAUAUUGGCCUUGUAAGCCAGGAGCCUAUUUUGUUUGCUACAACAAUAGCUGAGAACAUUCGUUGUGGCAGAGAGGAUAUUACUGAUUCUGAAAUUGAGAAAGCAGCUAAAGAAGCCAAUGCUUUUGAUUUUAUAUCCAGACUGCCUGAUAAAUUUAACACCAUGGUGGGGGAAAGGGGAGCUCAGCUGAGUGGAGGGCAGAAACAGCGAAUUGCUAUUGCCCGUGCCCUGGCAAGGAAUCCCAGGAUUCUGCUGCUGGAUGAAGCCACGUCUGCUCUGGACACUCAGAGUGAAUCUAUUGUGCAAGCAGCUCUUGAUAAGGCUAGGGCUGGACGUACCACCAUUGUGAUAGCUCACCGGCUCUCCACAAUCCGAACAGCUGACAUUAUUGCUGGAUUUCACAACGGUGUUGUUGUUGAACAGGGAACACACAGUCAACUCAUGACACAGAAGGGUGUCUACUAUUCUCUUGUGAUGCAGCAGGGUCAUGGUGGAAACACUCAAAAUGAGAUGUCAGAAAGCGAUGAAGAGAUAGAAGAUGAAGACUAUGAGGAAGAGGAUCUAGAAGAUCUCAAGAUGGAGAACCUGACUGAUCUUGGUGGUUUUGAAGAACCAGGAAUCAUUGAGAUGGGAAGCAUUCCUAAGAGAUCCAGAAGGUGUAAAAGCAGAAAGAUCUCUUCUAAGAAAAAGUCGUCUGAAAAGAAGAAGAAAACGAAGGAGAAAGAGGAGGAAAAUCUCCCUGCUGUGCCUUAUUCCAGAAUUCUGGCUGUGAACAAACCUGAGUGGCUGCAUAUAUUCUUUGGUGUGAUUGCUGCUGCCUUCUCUGGUGGCGUCUACCCUGCAUUUGCAGUUAUAUUUGGAAAAAUCAUUGGGGCUUUUCAAGAAACAGAUCCUGAAAAAAGGAGCAAAAACACCACGUUGCUUUCUCUAAUGUUUCUUGUACUGGCAGUGAUCAGCUUAGUAACACAUAUCAUCCAGGGAUUCAUGUUUGGAAAGUCUGGGGAAGUUCUGACCAAGAGAUUGCGAUCUUUGUCAUUCAAAGCAUUGCUUCAGCAGGAGAUUGGGUGGUACGACGAUCCUAAAAAUGCCAUAGGGGUUUUGUUAACCAGACUAGCUACAGACGCUUCACAAGUCAAAGGGGCUACUGGAAGCCGACUUGGCUUGUUGACUAAGACUGCCUGUACCCUUCUGACUGCCAUCAUUAUUGCCUUUGUAUAUGACUGGCGAUUAACUUUGCUUAUCCUGGCCUGCAUUCCUUUCAUUAUUGCUGCAAAUGCUAUUCGACUGAGCUCUGUGGCUGGUCAUGCGUCAAAAGAUCAAAAAGCUUUGGAAGAGGCUGGACGAAUUUCAACGGAAGUGGUUGAAAAUAUAAGAACUGUGGCUUCAUUAACUAGUGAAGAUGCAUUCUAUGAGAGAUAUAAUGCUAAUUUGAAUGGUCCAUACAGGGACUCUCUAACAAAAGCCCCCCUAUAUGGACUUACCUAUGGAAUAGCCCAAUGUGCAAACUACUAUCUUGAUGCAGCAAUCUUCAGAUUCGGGGCAUGGCUCAUUGCUAAUUGUUAUACAAACUUUGAAAAUGUAUUUAUAGCCUUUCUUUCAAUUCUAUUUAGUGCUAUGAAUGUUGGGCAGUCCACUUCUUUGGCACCAGAUUUCGGCAAAGCUAAAGUUUCUGCCCAACGAAUCUUUCAGCUUUUGAAUCGGAAACCAUUAAUUGACAGCUAUAGUGAAGAGGGUACAAAACUGAGUCAGUUUGAUGGCAACAUUGAAUUCAGGGACAUCCAUUUUGUAUACCCUACAAGACCAGAAGCUCAUGUUUUGCAAGGACUUAGCGUGAAGGUUAAUAAAGGACAGACGCUAGCCUUGGUGGGGAGCAGUGGUUGUGGCAAAAGCACAUCCAUUCAGCUGCUGGAGAGAUUUUAUGACCCUAUGGCAGGACAAGUGUUUGCAGAUAGAUUCGAUACCAAGACUUUGCAUUUGCAAUGGUUAAGGUCCAAAUUGGGUAUUGUGUCCCAGGAGCCUAUUUUGUUUGACUGCAGCAUUGCUGAAAAUAUCCAGUACGGAGACAACAGUAGAGUUGUCAGUCAGGAGGAAGUUGAAGAGGCAGCUAAAGCAGCAAAUAUUCACACCUUCAUAGAAAAUCUCCCUGAGAAGUAUAAUACCCGAGUAGGUGACAAAGGAGCACAACUUUCUGGAGGUCAGAAACAAAGAAUAGCAAUUGCUCGUGCUCUAGUUCGUAAGCCAGCAGUUCUACUUCUGGAUGAAGCCACAUCUGCUCUUGACACAGAAAGUGAAAAGAUUGUCCAGAAAGCCUUGGAUGAUGCCAGGAAGGGUCGAACCUGCAUUAUUAUUGCUCACCGCUUGACGACCGUCCAGAACGCUGAUGUCAUAGCAGUGAUUCAUAAUGGAAAAGUAGUGGAACAAGGGACGCACAGCCAGCUGCUGGCAAAGGAAGGACAUUACUAUGCACUUGUAAAUGCACAAGUUUCUCAUUAACAUUAAUGUUACAAACUAAUAUAUUUAUAUAAAUACACACACAACACACAGCUAAAUCAUACUAAGGAUGCAGCUCAUUACUGAGAUGUCUCCAGGUUCAAAACACAGGCACGUAGUAAAAAACAGAGAAGAGACAUUUAUUUUUUCCUUGUCUCACAGCUUUAGUGUUAAUUAAUCCUAUUGGUAAAAUCCUUUGGGGCGUGUUGGUUAAUUUUAAACUGCUUUUAUAUUAGUGAUUACAAGCCUUUCAUGGAAAUAUAUAUUGAUAAAAUAGAUCACAAACUGUUUGUUUAUAAAUUAUUGUUAAAACCUGUAUUAUUGACCUAAGAGAACUUUCUGGUUCUUUUGAAACCAUUAAGGCUAUUUCAAAAAGACUUAAAAAUAAUUAUCAUUGGCCCAAUGACCAUGAUGGCUCCUUUUGGAGCUGAUUAAUGUCAACCAUGUAAAUAGCUAUUUAACAAAAAACUGUGUGGGGGUUUGACCAUAUGAAGUUAGAUUUAAACAUUUUUUCACCUUUUUAAUGGAGUUUUAGAAACGAUCGAUCUAUCUAUAGUCAUAACGGUUUACACAGCUCUGUUAUAAUAUUUUAUUAUCAGAGUGUUGUCCCUUAAUAUAGUCAACCUUAAACAACAGUUGAGGAACAUAUCUCAUCUACUUAUUAAGAGAGAGAGAGACAUACUCGGGCAGCCCUGUUUUGGGUUUGCUUUUGGCAAACUCACCUUUUGGUUUGCCAAGGACAAAAUCAAAACCACUUUUGGUUUUUGUUUAGUAUUUACACCCUACAGGAGCUUGGAAUAUUUCACACUUUCAGAUGCCUCUGCUUACUUGUAACAGACAGAAAUUAAAAAUAAUUAUAAUGUCUUUUGCCCCUUUGUUUCCCAGCUUCUAGGUCUAUGAGGGAAACAAAAUAUAAAAAAUAUAUAAACUUUGCUCUCAACCUCGCCAAAAUACAUGUGGUCGCUCUUCCCCAUUCAUCCUCAUCCCCAAUCAGCUUUUCUCAGCAGCUACCAGGAAGGGCUACUCCCAGUAUGGGCCAUUGAAACCCUGUAGACACAUUGGGAAGGGCUGGUCAGUUUCUGCUGGCACCACCAUGACGUGUGCAGGAAAGUGACUUUUCACUUCUGGUUAUAGAGAAAUCAAUGGCUGUUCUCACAGUGUUUCCCCAUUAUCCAAACCGGAAUCAAAUGUCUCUCUUUGUCUGGUUUUGUUUUUACACUGGAACCAAUUGUUAAGUCUGUUUACUGUAAAGGUGAAGCCUAUAGUAAAGAAUGUGGAAAAUCAUUCAAAUAUGACACAGAGAGGAUUGCCAAACUUACUUUAUUUUAAAGCCACGUAAUGUAUGAACUAUAGAACAUCUGUAGCUAGUUAAUGGGAUCUCAUAGUCACAUCAACACAGAUAAUGUAGAGUAGAGGCCAAAAUGCUUCACUGCUCAAUCUGCUUCCAGUCUGAUAACUUUGAACUUGUUUUAAUAGAGCUGGGCAAAACAUUUGAGGAGACAUGCACAAUUGGACAUUAAAGAUUUAGAAAAGGGCUUUGCUUCGGUCACCGACAGUACAUAUGAGCUGCCACAUCCAUUAGACAUGUGGUCCCAUCUUAGAGAAAGGUAUCAGCAUUACAUAUGACAUACAGGAAGAUGAUUGUAUGUACGUCAUUCUUGGCAUGUUGCUUAACGUUGUUCAUCAGUGCAUUCUUCUGUGGCAACAGCCAGCCAAAUUCAAUCAAGUCUGUA
Molecule: messenger RNA, 5868 nt
Organism: Mauremys mutica (yellowpond turtle)
Lineage: Eukaryota; Metazoa; Chordata; Testudines; Geoemydidae
Product: ATP-dependent translocase ABCB1-like
Exons: 29
Coding region: 155-4138 (1327 amino acids)
Biological process (GO): transmembrane transport
Cellular component (GO): membrane
Molecular function (GO): ABC-type transporter activity; ATP hydrolysis activity; ATP binding
Source: RefSeq, a predicted model, not a curated record